AAGAGUGCACAGGAGGCGAAGGAAAAAGGAAAUCUCGCACUUGCAGGAGCACAGUAUGACGAAGCCGUCAUCAUGUACUCUAUCGGCAUCGCUCUCGACCCGAGGAAUCACGUUCUGUACAGUAAUCGAAGUGCUGCGCACGCGCAUAUGAGGAGGUUCGGUAAAGCCAAGGAUAACGCAGCAGAGUGUGUGGAGAUCUCGCCAGACUGGUGGAAGGGCUACGUGCGGCUCGGCCAGGCA
This is a messenger RNA of Guillardia theta CCMP2712, 240 nucleotides long. RefSeq lists its product as hypothetical. The annotation marks the transcript as partial. Gene Ontology annotation, molecular function: Hsp90 protein binding. NCBI's taxonomy places the organism in Eukaryota, Cryptophyceae, Pyrenomonadales, Geminigeraceae. The record is from RefSeq and is a predicted model, not a curated record. The transcript has 2 exons.